Alosa alosa (allis shad) is the source of this 2806-nucleotide messenger RNA. RefSeq lists its product as uncharacterized. The transcript is spliced from 18 exons. Lineage: Eukaryota; Metazoa; Chordata; Actinopteri; Clupeiformes; Clupeidae. Bases 608 to 2692 code for a protein of 694 amino acids. The record is from RefSeq and is a predicted model, not a curated record.
CGGCAGACUAACUGCUGUACCAAGUUUGUCCUCCUGUUCUCACCGUAGCUCCUCUCCUAUCGGUCACGCCCUCCAGUUAGCUUGCAGGUGGCUAUGUACUCAUUAGCGUCAAUGGCACUUUCUAUAAGACCGGCACCGGAGGUGGGCUAGUAAGUGAUCCCUAGGCUCCGUACGUCCUCCCUACACUGUGUUCGCUGUGCUGUCACCUAUGAAAGGUAUUUGGCUGUGUACCAGACGCUUCCGGGUAGUGUUUUGUUGAUCUACCGAAGGUCUUGACUGAAAAGACGCCGUGUACGCGCAGGUUGCACUUUCAAUUGGGAGAUGCGUUAAGGUAACAUUGGCUGUAUAUCUCAGUAAGGUUUGCCAUGUAAUAUGUGUGUGUGCAUGUGUACAUAUGUAUGUUUAUAUGCAUGUUUACAGUAACUGGAUCUACUAUAAUGUGUCAUGUUUCGCUGUAAGUCCUUGUGAUUUAACUAGCCAAUAACCUUUUAUUAUGUUGUAUGUGAGCUAUGCUUGUGUGUGAUUUUAUGUAGGUUUGCGUACUGGAGAGAUACCAGGGAGUCCCAUUUCCAUUCAUGUUGAGUGCUGUAUUCCUAGAGAAUUAGUCAUGGGAGGAUCCAGUACAAAACCAGAGUUUACAUCAAACAUAAAUAACAAGAGAGUGAAAAAUGGGGAGAGCAUUGAGUUCAACUGUGAGGCCAACCUUGAGGACAUUGAAGUCAAAUGGACAAAGGAUGGACAGAGGUUGUACCGUGGCGGUAGAAUCAGUAUCAGCAAGAGUGGGACAAAUUUAAAACUGACGAUCACUGGUGCCAAGGAGGAAGAUGAGGGCAAGUACACUGUGACGAUCAGCAAGGACUUCGAGAGUACCACUAAAUCUGCCAAUGUCACCGUGCUUGAGUAUGACCGGAGGUGGCGGUUCAUAGAAUGGGGGGUAAAUGUGAAUAUCAAGCACAGCUUACAGGACCUGACAUUCAGAAACCCACAGGUCAAAUACCUCCGCAUCCUGCUGCAUGGGCCUGUGGGGUCUGGGAAGUCCAGCAUCAUCAACUCCAUCAACAGCAUCUUCCAAGACAAAGUUAAAGUGGGGGCACUGGCAGCUGCUGUAUCUGGCAGCACUUUCACAAAAACUUUCAAAACCUAUCAAAUUAGAGACCAGCAAAACCGAGCUUUGCCAGUUGUCUUUAAUGACAUCAUGGGUCUGGAGAAAGAAGAUGAUGAAGGUGUGCAUCCUGAUGACAUCAUCAGUGCCUUAAAAGGACAUGUCAGAGAUAAUUACAAGUUUAACUCUAGAUGCCCACUGUCUGAAAGAGACCCAAAAUACCACAACCACAGACCAACUGUGGAUAAAAAGGUUCACUGCUUGGUCAGUGUGCUCCAAGCUGAUAAAAUCACCCUGAUGGACAAUUACGUUAUUAACAAAAUGCAGGAUAUCAGAAAGCAUGCAAGUGAAAUGGGGAUUCCUCAGGUGGUUUUUAUGACCUGUGUGGACUUGGCCUGUCCUCUCGUUAAGAAUGACCUGCAGCGCAUCUACUCAAGCAAACACAUAAAGCAGAAAAUGCAAGAGUGCAGUAACAGGCUUGGGGUCCCCAUGAACUGCAUCUUCCCAGUGAAAAACUACCACGAGGAGAACAAACUGGACAGUAACAUGGACAGUUUGAUACUGGAUGCUCUGAAGCACACUGUGAGCUUCGCUUGUGACUAUGUGGAUAGCCUGGAGACACACAUCCAGCCUCUAGAGACACACACACAGCAGUCAGAGUCAGAGGAGCCAUCAGAGCCAUCAGCUGAUGAGCAGUCCGAGGACUCGUGUUCUGGAGUUGUAAUGGACUUGAACCCUGUUUUAACAUCUACUGAUAGAGAAUUCGACCUUGAAUGGCGGAAAAUAAACUGGGACAUCGGCAGUAGAAACAGUAUGGAAAAGAAACUGAGAGAAUUCCAUCUGCUGAAUUCCGAACUCAAACACCUGCGUAUCCUGCUGCACGGGCCGGUGGGAGCUGGGAAGUCCAGCUUCAUCAACUCCAUCAACAGUGUCUUUCAGGGCCAGAUCUGUGCAGGGGCUCUGGUUGCUGCAGAGUCUGGCAUCAGUUUCACCAAAAAGUACAAAACACAUAAAUUCAGAAAUGGGAAUUCUGGACAUCUGCCCUUCGUUGUAAAUGACAUAAUGGGCCUUGAGAAAGGGAAUUCUGUCGGAGCACACCCCAGUGACAUCAUCAAUGCAUUACAAGGCCAUGUUAAAAACAAUUACAAGUUCAGUCAGGUUUCUCCACUGUCUGUGGGAGAUGCUGACUACGUUGCCAGCCCCUCUAUGAGCGACCGGGUACAUUGUUUGGUCAGCGUGAUCCCAUUGGACAAGAUCUCCAUCAUGGAUGAUGAGGUCAUCAACAAGAUGCAAGCUAUCAGAGAGGCUGCCACUGACAUGGAUAUUCCGCAAGCCAUCAUCAUGACAAUGGUGGAUAAAGCCUGCCCAGUGGUGAAGGAAGAUCUUAGGAAGAUCUACUUCAGCAAGAGGAUCAAGCAAAAUAUGCAAGAGUGCAGUAACCGACUUGGUGUCCCCAUGAACUGCAUCUUCCCAGUGAAAAACUACCAUGAGGAAACAGACUUGGACCAGGAAAUGGACUGCCUCAUCUUAACUGCUUUGAGACAUAUUGUUCAUUUCUCUCGUGAAUAUAUAGAUUCUCUAGAUGAUUAAUGGACCUGUUGAAAGUCAAUGUUGGUGACUGUUAUGUCCUCAAGUAGUUAUCUCAUGUAGUAAACUGAUAUGUAGUCUCUUGUGUUACAGUAAAAAAAAAAACAAUGAACAAUA